Messenger RNA from Wyeomyia smithii (pitcher-plant mosquito), 2005 nucleotides. Its product is annotated as zinc finger protein 836-like. The record is from RefSeq and is a predicted model, not a curated record. Gene Ontology annotation, biological process: regulation of transcription by RNA polymerase II. NCBI's taxonomy places the organism in Eukaryota, Metazoa, Arthropoda, Insecta, Diptera, Culicidae. The transcript is spliced from 5 exons. Gene Ontology annotation, cellular component: nucleus. The coding region runs from base 119 to 1795 and encodes 558 amino acids. Gene Ontology annotation, molecular function: RNA polymerase II cis-regulatory region sequence-specific DNA binding; zinc ion binding; DNA-binding transcription factor activity.
AAAUUCCAUAAGUUUUAUUAUAUUGUACUUCAAAUAAAUUCUGGUAACUCUGGUACUGCGUAAAUGUCAAAAUGAGUAUUGGUAAACAGCGUCAGUAAAAAGGCAAAUUCUGAAUACAAUGGACGAACGAAAACAUUUGACGGAGUUGUGCAGGUUGUGCUUGAAGAAAUCUGAUUGCCUGGGCUGCAUAGUGGAAACUAGCGAAAGCAACUCCAUGGUCUUGCGAAUAAUGUUUAGUGUUUCAUUGGAGAUUCACCCGAACGACAAUUUGCCAAAGAAUAUCUGUUCUCAGUGCCAUUAUCAACUGGAAAAAAGUUACAUUUUUCGCAGCAAAUGUCGCGACAAUGAUACUAGAUUAAGGCGGCAUGUGAAGCUUACGGCUGCUGGUAAACCGAGCUCCCUGCUCAAUGAUAUAGACGAUGACGGCGAUAGUGACGAUGAAGAUGAAUUUGGACCAAGCUUAAAGUUUAUACGAACAGUUGAUCAAAAAGCUGAAUCGGAAAAGCAGCGCGAAUGGAAUGCUAGAGAAGCUGCUUUGAAGAAUGAACUGCAAAUCGAAAAGAAUGCUUUCAUGAAGGCCGUAGAAAAAAAGUUCCCUGUUCGUCAAAUGUUGGACGCCAGUACAAAUACCGACAAUGUAAAAACUAACAUUUUGAACAGGGGUGUUGUUAACAAUGAGCUGAUGGAACCUGUUAAUAACAUAGAAACUGAACAGUUCAAUUAUGAGCAUGCAAAUAUAUCUGGAAAUGACAUCCAAAUAAAUUAUAAAGACAACGUUACAGAAGAACCUCUAACUAAAAGCGAAGAGCAUGUCCAGUAUCUGGAUGAAGAAGUAUAUAUGGAUGUAGGAGAGGCAGAAAAUGAUGAGGUGGACCCCGAGGUAAAGGAGCAAUCACAAACCAGUACAGCUACAGAUCAAACUGUCAAUCGGUUUGUUAUUACGGAGGUCUCGGAUUCUGAAACGUUGGUACUAGAGUCAGAGUUGGAAAAGGAAGAGCAGAAUCUAUAUGGGAAUGACUCAGAUGAAGACUUAGAAGCUGUUACAAACGCAGUCAAAGCGGAACUGGCAGAGCAGCCAGGAUUCGAUAUAGGCGAAGAUUGUGUUAUGAAGGUAGAGAAGGAUCGAGAUCUAACAAAAGUAGAAGUCCGUGCGAAUGAUGGAUCAAUUAUAUGCAUGGAAUUUAGCACAAAACCUGCACAAAAAUCCACGACAAAAACGCUUGCUUCCCAAAUUUUAAGUAUCUUUAAGUGCUCGUAUUGUAGACUAACAUUCAGUGAGCUUUCGAUGCUACAAAAUCACACAGAAACGUAUCAUGCCAAAAUGCCGAAAGGACAUAGUUGUGAUAUCUGCGAAAAAUGGUGUCCCACCAAAAGCUCAUUUGAACGUCAUUUUCGAAUACACACGGGAGAAAAGCCUUUUAUCUGUGGAGAGUGCGGUAGAGGAUUUGUUCAAAAGGAAAUUUUGAAACGCCAUAUGUUGGUCCACACGAACGAAAGACCAUUCGCUUGUGAUUACUGUCCAAAGCGCUACAACCAGAAAGAUCAACUUCUACACCACAUAAACGCGUUUCACACGGAGAAUCCGAUCGUAACGAUUCGCAAAUGUGGUGUAUGUGACAAAGAAUUCAAGUAUGCAUCUGGGCUGAGCCGCCAUAUGGCAACGCAUUAUGGCCGUACUUAUUCCUGUUCUUGUGGUCGUGUAUUCAACGACAAGAGUGCUCUGAAGCGCCAUGAGGUCUCAAUUCAUGGAAAAGAUGGAGUCAAAAUCGAUCAGGCGAAAAGCGAUAAACAAUAAUGUUUGAAUUUCGUCUCUGCCAACGAUUUAUUUUGAAUAUUUUUUGCAAACCUUUACAAAUUUAAGCAUUUAUUCGAAAUCAGGAUAUGCUGAAAUAACAGAUAGUCAAUAUGUGUGAUGAUUGCUUCAAAGGUUUUGAUACUGUUGUUUUAAAGCUCUUAUUAAAUACUAUACGCAAAUUACGUGAAAAAUAUAUUAGUAGAUACCCGA